UUUGGCUUGUGGUGCUGGUGGUGGUGAGGCGGCCGGCUGGUCCGCUCCCCCGUGGCCGGGGUCUCCGCCCUCCGUGUGGCCCCCACGCGGCCACAGAAACCCAGGGUUCACGGGGCGCCCGGGGGUUUUCCUUCUGCCCGCCAAGCCGAGGGACACAGAGGCCUGGAUUGGAACCUCGGGACGCGCCGCCUCUGCGCGCAUGCGCUCUCCGCGCCGGUCCUGUCAACAUGGCGCCGGUGGAGCACGUCGUGGCUGAUGCCGGGGCUUUCUUGAAGGACGCACCUCUGCAGGACUUCGGGAGACAUAUCUACACCAUCCGGGAGGUGGUCAGCGAGAUCCGGGACCGGGCCACGCGCCGGCGCCUCGCGGUCCUGCCGUACGAGCUGCGGUUCAAGGAGCCGCGCCCGGAGUGCGUGCGGCGGGUGACUGAGUUUUCAAAGAAAACUGGAGACUAUCCCAGCCUCUCAGCCACAGAUAUCCAGGUGCUGGCACUCACUUACCAGUUGGAAGCAGAUUUUGUUGGGGUGUCUCACCUAAAACAAGAACCAGAAAAGGUUAGAGUGACCUCCUCCAUUCAGCAUCCAGAAACCCCUCUGCACAUUUCUGGCUUCCAUCUGCCCUCCAAGCCUAAACCCCCUGCAGAACCGUCAGAUCGUGGGCUGGCAGCCGAUGGUGCUGAGAGCCUCGAGUUCAGUUCCUUUGUGUUCUGGAGGAGCCCCCUGCCUAACAUCGACCAGGAGCUGCAGGAGCUGCUGCUUGAAGGAGGGGAGGAGGAGGAGGAGGAGAAAGAAGAUGGAUUUGAAGAUAGGAAAGAAGACAGCGACGACGAUGGAGGUGGGUGGAUAACGCCCAGCAACAUCAAACAGAUCCAGCAGGAGUUGGAGCAGUGUGACGAGCCCAAGGACGUGCGGGUCGGCUGUGUGACCACAGACUUCGCUAUGCAGAACGUUCUGCUGCAGAUGGGGCUGCACGUGCUGGCGGUGAACGGCAUGCUCAUCCGAGAGGCCCGGAGCUACAUCCUGCGCUGCCAUGGCUGCUUCAAGACGACGUCAGACAUGAGCCGCGUGUUCUGUGCACACUGUGGGAACAAGACCCUGAAGAAGGUGUCCGUGACCGUCAGCGACGAUGGCACCCUGCACAUGCACUUCUCCCACAACCCCAAGGUGCUGAACGCCCGAGGCCUCCGGUACUCGCUGCCCACCCCCAAGGGGGGCAAGUACGCCGUGAGCCCCCACCUGACGGAGGACCAGCGCUUCCCCCAGCUCCGGCUUUCCCGCAAGGCCAAGCAGAAGACCGACGUGUUCGCCCCUGACUACAUCGCCGGCCUGUCUCCCUUCGCCGAGAACGACAUCACCAGCCGCUCGGCCAUGCUGCAGGUCCGGGAUGGCGCCCUGGGGGCCGGCCGGAGGCGGUUAAACCCCAACGCUUCCAGAAAGAAGUUCGUGAAGAAGAGGUGAAGCCCGAGGCCCUGCAAGUGAACUGCACCACGCCGCAGGCUCGGUGCCGGGCUCGGGGUGCCAGCGGCCCAGCCCCCAGCUGCACUGCCUGCCGGGGCAUCUGCAUCUGCGGGGAGCGGCCGGCCGCCAAGCCCAGCCGCCAAGCCAGGCUGCCCGUGAUCCCCUAGGCUGGAGAGGGGGCGCCCGGCCGGACCCGCGCCACCCACACGAGCAGGAAUUUCAUGCACGCAGAGGACGCCGCCCUGGAGCAGAUUCUACACCUUCAAAGGAGGGGGGCUCCACGUGGCGAUAUUUUUCUAAUAAAGGUCGCCAGCUCGA
Perognathus longimembris pacificus (Pacific pocket mouse) is the source of this 1775-nucleotide messenger RNA. RefSeq names its product NIN1 (RPN12) binding protein 1 homolog (gene Nob1). Gene Ontology annotation, cellular component: preribosome, small subunit precursor. NCBI's taxonomy places the organism in Eukaryota, Metazoa, Chordata, Mammalia, Rodentia, Heteromyidae. The record is from RefSeq and is a predicted model, not a curated record. Bases 228 to 1457 code for a protein of 409 amino acids. The transcript is spliced from 10 exons. Gene Ontology annotation, molecular function: RNA endonuclease activity. Gene Ontology annotation, biological process: maturation of SSU-rRNA; ribosomal small subunit biogenesis.